AUGCCCAACUGAAACAGCUGCAGAAAGUUCAAGCAUUAAUGGCAAAACAGCCUAACAAUGUGAGAAUUCAUUUUGAAAUGGCAUCUUUCAGUGAUGAAACGCUUCUAAAAAAUCUUGUUGAAAAUAUAAUUCCGUUUGCCGAUUCUCUUGGAAUGAAUGAACAGGAGCUCCCUAAUUUGUACCAGAUGAUGAAAUAUGGGAAUGUAAGUUUACUUGCUGAAUCUCGCCCUAGAAUUGCAGCUGUUUUAGACCAGAUGAGGAAUGUAUUCAACUAUCUACAAGGUACCGAAGAAACUUCAGGUCGUCGAAAACUAACCAGACUGCAUGUACAUACUUUAGCGUUCCAAGCUUUUCUUGUUAACAAAGAAUCUCAGUGGAAAAACACAAAAGCAGCAGCAGCCAAGUCUGCUCUCACCGCCAACAGGCAUACAUGUGGAUCUGAUGAAAUCAAUAUAAAAAAUGCCAAACUCAUAAUGGAUGAUGCUUUUACAUCCAGUAUGCAACAGGAUUUCCGUCGCAUUCCAUUUGAAACUAAACAGCCAGUCUCUUGUUGGGAUGAAGAGGACUUAAUGUUUUGUGUAUCGCCUGUGCUAGUGUGUACAGAUGUCUUGCAGACUGGUGGAGGAGGUGAUAAUAUUUCUUCAGCUGGGCUAGUUUUACAAAUAUGAAAAAUUGUUUAACUUUUUGAUCAGUACUUCCCAAAGUGUUGAUAUCCAUGUGCCUAAUCAAAAAUUUUGUUUUUGAAAUGUUUGUAGAGACAGUUAAGCGUUGUCUCAGAAUUUUUAAAAACAGCAGAACAUAAAAACCUAAACUGCUUAGAAAUGUAACCUGUCACCUCAAAAACUUGAAAAAGAAAAGUUUUGAAGCUUAACCAUGUGUGGCAAAUGCAGAAUAUCAAUCAAAGUCUUAUAAAAGUUCAAAGGGUACAAGCAGCUAAGACUUUACAAUGGCCACAACUCACAACAAAGCUUGGUGAUACAAUAGUUUGGUAAUUGCUGAUCUUUUUACGUUUUUAUAUUGUUCAUUCGUUGGUAAAACAUUCCUUUUUUGUUGUGUCAUAGCUAUUUCAUGGAAGGACCAACAUUUAAAAAAAAAAUUCUGUUCCUAGUUGAUGAGAAAUCAGUGAAGCCCGUGUUAAAAAAUAUAUUUAUUCUUUUGGUAUCAGAUUUAAUUAUAGUAUGAAAUCAGUGAUUUAAAAAGAGAAAAUUCGUUAUGUUGAUUUUAACAGCAGCAUAUUAUGGGACUAGAUCCCAAUUAAAAUUGGACAAAUACAUUUUAGGGCUAUAACAGGGGUAAUAGUGAACUCAAGCAAAACUUUCUGAAGACAGUGAAAUUUUUGGAAACUAUGAGAAAGCUAGCCCCCCUCCCCCCCCCCCCCCCCCCCCCCCCUGUACAAACUCUUCAAAUAUGCAUGCAAAAAUCAUGGGAAAAAAACUUUAAAAUCUUUUUUUUUUCAAAUGAUUUUUCAGUUUCUAAAUGUGUUGUCGGCUCAAAAUUUUCGGAAUCGGCAGCCCAAAAUUUUUGAAUCACAAACACCCCUGGUUUAUAACGGCCCUUUCUUGUGCCAGCCAGGCUGGCAUUUUGGGGUCAGCUGCUUCACUUUUCCAACUGUGCAGUAAUUUGGUGCAAAGUCUGACUUCCACAGUACACCAUGCUAUAAAGAGCUGUUUAUAGUGUGGGCAACCAUUCCUAGCACAACACAUUUGCACAAAGAAAGGACAAGGACAGGAGAGAUAAAAACCAUCUAUGCCGAGCCAGGUUUCGAACCCGGGAACUCCCCAUGACAGUCCGACUUCUCUAGAUCACUAGAGAAGGCAGUCGGCUAUAAGGCCCCUUUAAUUUUGUAUAUUCAAGAUCCCUCCUCCCCUCCACUUACACAGUACUUAGUCAACUUCAUUUUCACUUUUAAGAUUUUAAAAAUCAUUAUUAAUUUUUAACCCAUCCUCUUUAGGAGACAGGGGGAUGGGCAGCCCUAGACAUUAAAUUUGUAUACCUACUAUAAUUUUAAAAAAAGUAAUCUCUUUUACACCCGUGUGUUACAAUAGAAAAUGUUAAAUUACAAUCGCUGCUUAUUAUUAACUAGAAAAUCGCCCGUCAGGGUAUGACGGGUCAAAAAUUGCUUCUACAUUUGAACAAAGCCAUUGCCUGUUUGGUGAUAUUUUGAUAGUUGAAAUUAUAAUCCCAGCUCCAGUGGAUCAAUCAUAAACUCUAGUAGAUAGUGUUCAUUGUUGACCACUUUUCGUUUCUUCAUUCUCCUAAAAUGAUUCUUACCAGUGAAACAGUUACAGAACAGAAUGAAUCCAGUUCAGCCUUGUCAGAAUAAAACAUUUCCGUGCAUGUCAAACAUUACCAAAAAUGUUAUCAAAUUAGCAGGCUGUGGUGUGAGCUUUAUUGUUGGUGAAGUCAGGAGCGUUACUCAAUCAGUGAAUUCGCUGUUAUAUAUAUGAGGAUUUGUUAAAGUAAAUUUGAUUUCUGUAAAGAACUACAGAAAUACUAAUCACACCCCGGCAAGGAAAGCGACAAACUUGAGAGAAAAAAAGAACAUUUGGGAAAAUCAAGGUUUUUACGCAACAGUAGUUUUAAGUGAUUUAGUCUCAAAAACCACAAUGCGCAUAAAACAAUUAUGAUGUGAUGUUCACUGGUUAGUUUUUGUUGUCUAAAUUAAUGAUAAGUACUUCAAGUUCAAAAAUAUUUCUCUAAAUAAUGAAAAUUCAAUAAUGUAUCACUAUUUAUAAAAUCCUUUUGAAGCCACCUUGCACCAUUUAUGUAAGCUAACUUAGUGGCAAGAAGGACCAUUAAAUUUUCGAUUUUAAACCACUAGUUUGUACUCCCCAAAUUUUAAGCUGUGUCUCUUUCCAUGUUGGAGUGCGAUAUUUUGGACAUAUUUACUCAAGAGUUGUUAAGUCAAUAAGUUUAUAAUAAUAAGAAGAAUUAAUUUAAUUUCCUUUUCAAAUGCACCUCCUGGUAGAAUACCGGAGUGUAUACAAUUUGGUCUGCAUUUUAUGAAGGUUCUUAUUAGUUAUGUUUUAAGAACUUAUGCAGGUUGUGAGAGAAAAUAGGACAAAACGGGGGGGGGGGGGGGGAGAUGUCCUUCCUUUGCUGUGCCUCUGCAUUGAAUGGAUGUGGUCUUGUUGCCAGGAGGAUCAAUGCAAACUUUUAAGUAAAUGCAAACUCUUGAGUAAUUUAAAUGUGUUUGUUUUGUUGAAAGUUGUAAAAUUCCAUUUUUUUUCACUACAAUUUUGUAUUUUUUUUUAAAAUAUUUUUAAGUUAGUAUAAUUUUGUAUUUAAAAUAAUUUAAUACAUGUAUUGAAACUGUAAAUUAUUUUAUUGACAUGUGAUUUUUACAUUAUUUCUCUUCAUUUAGUUCCUAAAAUUUCAUGAAAAAUAUAUUUUUAUAUUUACCCUAGAUUUUAUUUACCUUAAAAAGAUAUGUUGCUGAAUUGUUAGACAAUUGCAUUCAUAUUUGUAAAUCAUUUUAAUUCUAUUAUUGUUACACAUGAAAAAUGCUGCCUUAUGUAGUGAGAAUUAAUUCAACAAAAGCUACCACCAUUUUGUGUUUCAAAAUUUUAUAACUAUGUUUUUAAUAUCUUUGCUUAUUAAAAUGUUUUUAAAACAUUGCAUAAGGUAUGAAGUUAUGUAUCUCAGCUAUGCAGAAAAUAUUAAAUCCUUAU
This is a messenger RNA of Uloborus diversus, 3671 nucleotides long. RefSeq names its product ADP-dependent glucokinase-like. Gene Ontology annotation, molecular function: ADP-specific glucokinase activity. The record is from RefSeq and is a predicted model, not a curated record. NCBI's taxonomy places the organism in Eukaryota, Metazoa, Arthropoda, Arachnida, Araneae, Uloboridae. Gene Ontology annotation, biological process: glucose metabolic process. Gene Ontology annotation, cellular component: endoplasmic reticulum. The transcript has 2 exons. The annotation marks the transcript as partial.